Molecule: messenger RNA, 1170 nt
Organism: Sporothrix brasiliensis 5110
Lineage: Eukaryota; Fungi; Ascomycota; Sordariomycetes; Ophiostomatales; Ophiostomataceae
Product: pre-mRNA splicing factor CWC2
Exons: 3
Coding region: 1-1170 (389 amino acids)
Cellular component (GO): U2-type catalytic step 2 spliceosome; Prp19 complex; U2-type catalytic step 1 spliceosome
Molecular function (GO): U6 snRNA binding; pre-mRNA binding
Source: RefSeq, a predicted model, not a curated record
AUGGCUGAUGUUUCCAGCGAAACCGCGCCAGCGCCGGCGCCGACAGCGACGGGGUCUCGGUCUCCAGAGACAAACAUCCCAACCGACACAGCGACAGCACUUGCGACGACAACAUCAGCAGCAGGGCCAGAACCGACAACAGCAGUAGAACCAUUAAAAGGACGCAAAAUAAUCCGGAGGAAGCGGAGGCCUGCUCGUCCACAGGUCGACCCAGCGACGUUCCGCACCGAGCCACCACCACAGACGGGCGUGACCUUCAACAUAUGGUACAACAAGUGGAGUGGUGGCGACCGGGAAAGCGGUGCGGCCAGCUCGACGGCCGCCAAGGGCCGGUGCAACGUGGCCAAGGACUCGGGCUACACCCUCGCCGACAACAUUUCGGUCACCGACAUCUUCAACCCCAACGUCGACUGUUUUGGCCGCGACAAGUUUUCCGACUACCGCGACGACAUGGGCGGCGUCGGCUCCUUUUUGCGGCCUAACCGCACGAUCUACAUUGGCCGCAUCCAUGUGUCCGACGACAUUGAAGAGGUCGUCGCCCGCCAUUUUGCUGAGUGGGGGCAGAUUGAGCGCACGCGCGUCCUCAACACGCGCGGUGUUGCGUUCGUCACCUACACCAACGAGGCAAACGCCCAGUUCGCCAAGGAGGCCAUGGCCCACCAGUCGCUCGACCACGAAGAGAUUCUCAAUGUGCGCUGGGCCACGGUCGACCCCAACCCCAUGGCGCAGGCGCGCGAGGCCCGGCGCGUCGAGGAGCAGGCGGCCGCGGCCAUUCGCGCGAUCCUGCCAGCAGACUACAUUGCCGAGCUCGAGGGCCGGGACCCGGAUGCGUCCAAGCGGCGUCGGAUCGAGGGCGGAUUCGGGUUGCAAGGGUACGAGGCGCCGGACGCGGUGUGGUUCGCACGGGAGCGGGCGGACAGAGAGAGCCGGGACGGUGGGGAGGCCCAUGCGCGUGAUGACCAAGCACAAGGAGAGCAGCCACAAGGACAGCAGCUGGAGGCAGCACCAGAAGAGCCGCCAGCAGCGCGCGGUGUCCUCUCCAGUGCCACAUUAGCGGCUCUGGCACGACAGCGGGAACGCUCGAACGGGCUGGUUAUCAAGACUGCUAAGGAGGCGAAGCCGGCGGCCGCAUUAGUCGACUAUGGCAGUGACAGCGACGAUGACGAGUGA